AUACUCCCCGCCCCUGGAUGGAUUUCUGCGGAGGAGCACACCCCGCCAGUCACAGGCAUGUACAGGGGGGACAUGGCGAGGACCGCAGCCUGGGACAGGACGUGAGGCUCCCCAAUUACCCAAAAUGGCCAAUGUCAAGGUAGCGCUGCGGGUGAGACCGCUCAGCAAGAGGGAGCAUGCCGAAGAAGCAAGAGUCAUAGUAAAUGUUGAUGAAAAAAUAGCACGGAUCAGAAAUAUAAAGUUGGAUUAUAAACCAGAAAGCGGUGGGGACACCAGAGAACGGCUGAGCGAGUUUGGUUUUGACUACUGCUAUUGGUCAGUUGAUCCAGAAGAUCCAAAAUAUGCUUCUCAAGAAGUGAUUUUCCAAGACCUUGGCACCACAGUUCUGUCAGAAGCCAUUAGCGGCUAUAAUGUGUGUCUAUUUGCCUAUGGACAGACCGGCUCAGGGAAGACGUACACAAUGAUGGGUACUCCGGCAUCAAUUGGAUUAACACCCCGCAUUUGUGAGGGUCUGUUCAGUUAUAAUGAUGGCUCUCCAGGCACUCCAUCCUCAAGCCGGAUUGAAGUGAGUUUUCUAGAGAUUUAUAAUGAGCGAGUCCGGGAUUUGCUACACCAGUCUGAUCAGAAGAAACCCUAUACACUGCGGGUCCGGGAGCACCCGGAGAAGGGGCCAUACGUGCAAGGAUUAUCACAGCAUGUAGUUACUGAUUAUGAACAAGUUGUUGGUCUCCUAGAGCAAGGGAUCGAAAACCGAAUAACCGCAGCUACCCACGUCCAUGAUGCCAGUAGCCGUUCUCAUGCCAUCUUUACUAUCCAGUAUACACAGGCUUCGUUAGAAGAUAAUCUACCAUCAGAAAUUGCCAGCAAAAUUAACUUGGUAGACUUGGCGGGCAGUGAAAGAGCUUCUCCAAAUUACUGCAAAGACCGUCUCACCGAAGGCUCAAACAUAAACAGGUCCUUGGUGACUCUUGGGAUAGUCAUCUCUGCAUUAGCUCAGAAUUCCCAAAUGAGUAGUAGCUGUCAAAGCAUCAACAGCAUCCUCAGUGAUGGAGACAGCGGGAUACCAAGCAGCCCCUCAGGAAGCAGUGCAACUGGAUCAAAGCGGCAGCCAUUUGUGCCUUACAGAGAUUCCAUUCUGACUUGGCUUUUAAAGGACAGUCUUGGGGGAAACUCAAAAACGAUAAUGAUUGCCACUGUGUCUCCAGCAAGUAGCAGCUACAAUGAAACUAUAAGCACCUUGCGCUAUGCUUCAAAUGCCAAAAACAUCAUCAAUAAACCCAGAGUGAAUGAGAAUGCUAAUGUAAAACUGAUCAGAGAGCUCCGGGAAGAAAUUAACAGAUUAAAGGCCAUGCUGAGGAAUUUUGAAAUGAGAACCAGUAGUCCAUCUUUUAAUGAGGAACGAGAUGGAAACCUAACAGAACUGGUUUUGCUAAAUGAACUAAAGAUUGAGCAGCUCACCAAAGAUUGGACAGAUAAGUGGACGGAUAAAGCUGCUUUUAUGGAGCAGUACAACGUGGAUAUUAAUGAGGGGAAAGCCAGGGUGACCAUAGACUCUGGGUUACCUCACCUCAUUGCAAUGGAUGAUGACAUUCUCAGCACUGGAGUCGUGAUUUAUUAUCUCAAGGAAGGAACAACACACAUUGGGAAUGGUGAUCAUGAUAUAGUUCUACAGUGUGAGGACGUUCAGGAGGAGCACUGUGUAAUCGAGAACAAGCUUGGGGUAGUAGAACUGAGGCCGUCCCUUGGAGCACUCUGCAGAGUCAAUGGGCAGGAAGUCAAAGACGUCUGUCGUUUGUCUCAAGGAGCCAUCAUAGUUUUAGGAAAAUCUCAUAGAUUUCGAUUUAACCACCCCGCAGAGGCUGCUGUGCUGAGACAAAAGAGAUCUGACAGUCAGGCAUCGUUUGUAAGUGAUUGCUCUCUGGAUUGGCUGGACCUGUCCGGAGAUUUCUCUUCAUCCUCAAAAGGGAACUCUCUCAUCUUAAACACAAGAAAUUCUGAGUCUCCAUCUGAGGAGUACCAGCAAGGGUUGAGAGGAUUAGGAGCCACUUACAGGAAACAGAUAGAAGAACAGCAGCAGUACGUGGAAGACUUGAAAAGCCAGAUUCAGACUGCACAGGUGAAGGGAGAGAAGGAGCUGGAACACGAGCAGUCGCUAAUCAAUCAGCAGGUCCAAGAAUAUGAACAGUGGCUUGUAAAAGAAAAGGAGCGUCUAAGUGCUGUGUGUCAACAGAAACGAGAAUCCUCAUCUCAGACUGAAGCAAAGACUUAUGUGGAGGCUGAAGUUCAGAACUGUGUACAGACAGACAUCCAGCCAUCACUGGAAGAGCAAGAGGGGAAGAAACUGGUGCAGCUGGAGCUCAUCCGAAAAUGCUCACUACGUAGGGCAGAGCGAAACAUCCGGAGAAAGAGGGUUAAACUUCAGUUAGAGAGAAUUGUCAAGAAACAAAAACUUUUAGAGGCCAAAAAAACUCUCCAGCAGCUGCAGGCAGCCUGCUGGCUUAGUGAUGACAUAGUGAAGCCAACUCUUCUCCAUGUGCCAAAGGUACAAGAGACUUCUGCUGGCGUUACAGCUCUGCAUAGGAGUAGUAGUUCUCCUUCCGGGUUCUCAUUCUACCGAAGAUGCUCAUUGCCUUGGACUUUACAGGCACUUCCCAAUACCUAUAGUGCUGUUCUAAAAAGGAAAUGUAAAUCUGAGCUGACACACACUACCAAGAAUGAUGUUAGCAAUCCUUUACGAAGUGUAUCCAUAGAUUGUCUUCUUAACUCUUCUGAUAAUCCUGGUAGCAAUGAACAAUUGGAGAAUAAUCCUUUCAGUAUAAGUACCAAAAAUCUGCAAUUUGUUGAGGAAAAAAGGAUUGAUUUGCUCAUAAAACAAAUCAGUGCAGGGGCAGCUUUUUUGUCAAGUGAUCCACAAAUGAGCAAAAAACGUCAAAAAAUGGAUAAACCUAGAGGUGGGUCAAAAGGGUCUUCAAAUAACUCCACAGCUGAACAACCAAAAAGAAGAAACAUACGGGCAAAUGUUUCUACAGGAACUAAGGACACCAAGCCGAAGCCAUUAAAAAGUCCUUCUCCUUUGACUGUUGGUGGCCCUAAAAAGAGUACAGUACAAGAAAAGAGCAAGUUAAGCCCAAAAAGUGAUGUAGGCAAACCACCACCCCAAAAAUCUGUAAAGCACACACAAAUAUCACCUGGCCAAGUGAAGCCACCUUUGGGAGAGUCAACGAUAAAAGGCAAACCAGUCAAAUACAACAUGGCUUCUAUUAAAUCGAAUACUCAAAGGAAGCCUGCUGAGCAAGUUAAUAAGGUUUCAUCAUCUAUUAAUAACAUUUCCAAGAUAGCCAACAGACGUGGAGAAAACCAAACAAGUAAUAGAGGCAGGAUAAGCACAGAAAGACCCAAUAGGGUACUCCUAAAAGCAAAUAUUCAAACACUGGAAGACUGUAAGGACAACCAUACUGAUUCCUCGGAUAGUGAAAGUUUCUAUUCUGUUGAUUCUCUUUCUUCUGCUUAUGCCAGUGCCUUAGCUGAACAGCUCAAACAGGAGGAUUUACAGAGGCAAAGAAGUAACAAUAGGCAGAAGGAUUCAGACAGUGAAGAUAGCCAGAUGUCUCAAGACUCUCUUGCUGAAAAAGAGAAGAGAAAAGAGAGACCCAAUAAAAGAAGAUUUAACAAAUACAAGACUAUUGAGGCAACAUCCCCAACCACAUCUUUUGCUGGAGAACACAACUCUUUCCCUUUAGUUACAACUGGAUCAGUCAUGACUGGAUUGAGCAAGAGCUUCUCUCUAGAUAGCUUAGCUGAUGCAGAAGAUGUACUUGAGGCGGAUUCAUCGGAAGAACUUCCAGCUGAGAUCUUUUGGAAGCUUCAAAGCCCAAGGAGUUUGAUCUUGAAUGAAGAAGACAAAAAAAAGGAAAACAUUGCAGGACCAAGAGAAGAUAGUGGCUUGGACAUUAGUAAUUCAUUUUAUCUCAAGGUGAAUGAUGGACCUACCCCUGAUUACUGUGAUGUCAGUUUACCCAGAGAAAUGGAGUACCACCCUGCUAUCCUUUCGAAUAUAUGCGAUGGGACAUCUCAGACAAUCUCUCUUUCUUGUGAUAGCAUUUCUAGUUCAUCUGGAUUAUCAACUCAAACAGAUACUGUGAAGCCAAAUGAGAAUACUGUACAUGGGGAUGCUUUGUCUCCUGCCUUUGCUUCCAAAAUUAGAGUGUCAUUCAUCUUGAAGCUCCCCAUAGAAAAUCUGUGCAACAUUCAAGUGUCUGCUCUGUCUCUCAUACAGAAACACAAGACAGACCACCAAAUACAUAUGCAGUUAAAGGAAGAAAAACGGUGCAAGAAGAAAAUGGCCAGGAAAGAAAUUCAGGGAGAAGAUGAGCAACUGAAUGCAAAAAGGGAAAAACUCUGCUCUAAGGAACUUAAUGAAAUCUCCCUUGUGGAUCCAACAGAGAUGUGCGACGGAAAAUAUACUAAAACCAGUGAAGAUGAAUGCAGUAAGAAAGGGUCAAGAGAUGUUUGCUUACAUCAUUACGAGUCGGCUCUCUGUACAACUGAAGAGGAAAACACCAAUCUAGAGUCGAAAGAUGAAGAUAAUUUAUCAAAUGCUAGAUCAUUGUGCAACAUGAGGUCUGACACAUUGCAGGACCCAGCCUCUGAGUAUUUCAACAAGAAUGUGUUUCCACGAGAUCAGAAUGAAGAGGGUGCAAUUAAAAAUUGUGCGAAAUCAGAAAUGGUAGAAUUGGUUACAGAAAAUGCACAUGCCAGACAUUGCAUAGAAGACAACAUGUAUCAGCCGACUUGUUCUACAUCAUCUCUACAAGAUUUAUCUGCUGAUCAAGUUUAUGGGGAACGGGACUGCAACUUGGGCAUGACAAAUGAUUUAUCCAGUCCUAUGAGGGACAGAAAGGUUUGUAAAGUGGUAUGCGAAUUGGAACAGUUUUGUGACCAGAACUUAGCACAACCUGCCCACAGUAACAGAGUAGAUGACCAAGUGACUUGUCCUGUAGUUGUAGGAGACAAAGAAAAUGGUGAACUUGAAGAAAAGUGUCUGAUUACAGAAGUCUGUGGAGAAUAUUCUUCAGAUCUGAGUGAUUCAACAGACAUUUCCUCCAGUGACACGGAUACAUCCAGAUAUUUGGUUAUGAAGAACGUCACUGGUGUGCAAAACAGGUUAGUGAACAUGUUAACUGGAUGUGAACCGAAUUCAUCAGUAAGUAAAAAGGACAUUAAUGAAAUCUCUCAGUCUGCCACUUCUGAGGAAGAAAUGUCACCAAGCAUGGACAGCAUUAAAACUCCAUCCCCUGAACAUCCCAAUGUUCUAGAUCAAAUGGAUUCAACAGAGUCUGAUACAAAUGAGUUUUCUCCCUCCCCUGUUGGCACUUUACUAAGUAGAUCAAAUUCUGUUGGAAGAUUUAUGAAGGAGCAUAGCAAUUUAGAGAUAAAAUCAGAGGUAUGUGCGCAAGAUAAUAUGACUGAUCAUCACACUCAAACAGUCCAGUCACCGUAUCAUACAACAAACUAUAGUGUUUUAAUGGAAGAUGUUGUAGACAAUGCUGAAAGUCUUCACUUCUCCUCAAGUGACAUAAAUCCCUUUGUUCAUUCUUGGCAGCAAGAAGGCAGUCCCAAACCUGGAUGGAGGCACUGCACAUUCAACAGUGCCAGUGAUGUAUCCUGUGCUGAAUUCAGAGAACAGGCUGAUAAACUGAUGCGCUGCUCCAGUGUUGACGAAGGGCUUAACAGUCACAAUUCUCCAUUUCAUUCUCAUCUUAGCUCCUAUGCAAAUGCUAAAGCAGUAUCCACCAGUACUAUAAGUAGUCUUGGAAGGAACGAUUCAAGGCCAGAUAUAACUUCACUGGAUGAUUCUCAGGAACUGCUAUCUGAUGAAUCUGCUGUGAUAUGUACAGGUAAUAGAGCAGAGUUUACAGGAAUUUCUGGGUUAGAGACAAAAUUUGAAGACCACUCACAGUUGGAUGAAAUCAUAUUUUUGUAUACAUCAGAGUCAGAGACUUGUAAUGAACCCGUAAAGCAAGUAUCUGGCGAACAGGGCCCACACAUUAAGCAUAAACAUCGGAAGACCUCUAGGCAUCAGAGAAACCACACCGAAAUAUGCCCUUCAGAGCAGAUGAGGAACAAGAACAUAUGCCAAAGACCUGCAUCUUGUUCAAGCGUGCAGAGCAUGUCCUUACACUUGUCACAACUUCUGCAAGAAACAUCAGAAUUGCUAGGAAAUCUCUCAAAACAUCAUCCUGAAAAUGUAAGGACGGAGGACAUCAAGAUGCAAAGAGAUUGUGAAGACCACAUUAUGAAAAGAUCAGUGAGAGACUCCUCCACACAGACAUCUGUGGACAAAGGCAUUCAGACAGAUUCACACAUAGUGAAAAAUGCACAAAAACAUACAAGCGAGCGCAAACAUUUCCUAAGCACCUCAGGAAUAAAUGUUAUAGUUAAGGUCCUGGGAACAGAUUCGUUGACUCACAUUCCUCAAAAAACAGAACAAAGUAAAGUGACUAAAACUCGAACACAAAGUCUACCAAACCUACAUGAGUUUGAACUUUCCAAACAAUCAGAGCGUGUUGUGUAUCAUUCACCACAAGUUCGAGCAUCCAUCCCAUUGUUAACUGGCUCACAGGACAAGUCAUCUACAGCUUUCCCAUAUUCGUCCUCCAAAAGUUCUUCUGUUUCCACCAAUGUGAAUAAAUGUGCAGAAGAUCUGGUGGUACAUAGUCCAUCUUCUAGUGCGGUUGACACCGCAAGGUACCACACCAGCUAUUAUGAGAAAACUGCAAUGGUAGAUAGAGCAUCAUCACCAAUUCUAACUGUGAAAGCAAGUAACAAAUUUCACUAUAAACUGGUACGUGAUAAUCAUUUAAAUUAUCAGAAUUUUGCUAAAAUUCUUCGUAACAGAAAGAGAAAAGAACGUGAGCUCCGUGAUCUACAACUGAACAGUUCACAAACGGAAACAGACAGUGAAUCAAAUGCAGGCAAUGAAUAUGAAGCUGCACGGAGUAGCUCAUUGAAGGAAACCACCAGAAAAAAAGUUUCAAGCGCAAAAUUCCAGAGAUUUGUGAGUGAAGGUUGCAUUUUACGAGAUGCAGACUCUUUCACCAACCAAUCCAGUAGCAACUCGGAGAUUACAAGUAGUGAAAAAAAAUGUAAUGGUGUAAGUCAUUUUACUGCCAUGCAUGGGAAGAAGGCCCGUCACCCCUGGGAGCACUUGCAGUCUCUUCAAAAUCUCUCUCUAAUGUCCCAGACUGUAACAAGCAGAGAUGAGCAGAUCCUAAGACAAAGUCCAAAAGAAUUUAUUAGUGAUAAGAAUGAUCUUGGCAGUUUUACCAUAACUUCCGGUAACUCGUACAAUAAAAAUAGAAGCUAUUCACCUUCACAGAUUAGUGGCUUUGAUUUGCACUUACAAGAAGAUGGAUUAUCAGUUGUAGAAAGCGAGUGUAAUACUGACAUUCUUCUUGGUCUGGAUCCAGCCUUGAGAACCUGUCAGAAACCACAUGGUUAUGUUUUACAUGAUCUACCCAUGCACAAUAAAUUCAGCAAUUGGUCUGGAGUUCAGUGCGGUUCAACGAAGAAUGGAAUGGUAAGCAGCAGUCCUAAUCUGAAUAUGAGAGGAAGUCCUACGAAGACUGGAGCAUCUCAGGAAGCGCUUGACAGUAGAUCGCAGGAAAUUGAGAGGCUGCAAAAAGAACGGGCAGAGGUUUUAUCUGCGAUACACUUGGAGAUGAAUCCACUACCUCUUACUGUUCAACUUGCAGAAGCCAAACUGAGCUAUGGCAUUGGAGAAACAGAUGCACUUCUGAGAGUGCUCCAAACAGGAAAGAUGGAUCCUCAAGAUACCGUAUCUAUAAAGAAACAGUUGUACGAAAGGCACUUGAAAAUGAUUGAAAAUGUGCGCAAGGAAAGGGAGGAGAGGCUUCAGCGUUUUAGGAGAAGUCGUAGUCUCAGCCCCCAGAAACAGCUGAGUGCGUCUCAGACAUCACUGACAUCCUUGAGGGAGUCUGACUUGCCCAGCCGGCGUAGAGAGUACCUGCAGCAGCUCAGGAGGGAUGUGGUUGAUAAUACCAGGAUUCAGGAACCAAAGAGUCGAGCCCUGCAGUGUCCUUCUGAAAUUGAAGUAAUGCUAAAAGACUACCAGAAGGCUCGGGAAGAGGCUAAAACUGAAAUUGCUAAAGCAAGGGACAAGUUACGAGAGAGGGCCGAAAUGGAGAGGAGAAGGUUACAACAAGGUAGUCUAACGAAGGAUGAUACCAAAAUGAAGACACUUGUAAGCACCAGCACUUUAUUUACCAAUUCUAGUCUCAGCCUGUCCUCAGGACCUACCUCUGGGUAUAACAGUGGAAUGACUGCAACAAUUGGCCAGGGCAGCAAGCUCAGCAGCCAGGAGACAUUGCUAAGAAGUUUGGAUCCAGCUCUGGGCUCUGGAAGAGGUCGCUCGGCAGUGAGGAAUUAUGACCUUUUCACGGCUACCAGUAUUUCAGUUCCAGACUCCCAUAGAACAAGCUCAUCCACUGCAGAAUCACUACCUGGAAAAUCGAUCCCCUGCUCUCCGCAGCGCAAUUCUCUCCUCCAGUCUACGGCAGUUGCUUACCAGGAGCUCGCCACUCGGGUUCAGGCCAGUGCUAUGGCAGAGGUAAUGACUGCUUGUUCCUAUGAUGUAAAGAAGCUAUACAAUCACCAGGCAGCAGCUGGAUGGAUAUACCAGAGCACUGAGAAAGAUGUACUGGUGUACUAUAAAGCCUUCUCAUCCCCAACAAAGCAUGGAUUUAUUGGAGCUGGAGUCAUUAAGAGGCCGAUGCAUGAUGUGUGGUGCACGGUGAAAGACAUUAGUGCUAGGCGAUUGUAUGACCAAUCAAUUCUUACAGCCUGUGUACAUGAGAGAAUGGGCAGUAACAUUCAGUUGGUGCAUGUGAUGACUGACACGUCACUUUGCUAUCUGAAACAACCCAGGGAUUUCUGCUGUUUGGCUGUGGAGUACAAGCAGGAGAAGUGUUACAGCUUGUGCUUCCAAUCUGUUUAUAAUGAAUCUAUGCCACGUCCUAAUAAAGACACUGUACGAGGAGAGCUACUGCCCAGCGCAUGGAUCCUCCAGCCAGAUACCAUCAAUGGAGAAGCCAUCACAAGAGUCAUUUACAUGGUACAGGUUGACCUUGGAGCACCAGCUAUUCCUUCAAGGCUACUUAAUGUAAUUAGCAAACGUCAGCCUCUGGUGAUUGCAAACCUGGCAAGCUUUCUCUCUAGGUAAUCUGGAGGAAAUGACUAAGGCCCCUUGCAGACGAGCGUGUCCGGAUGCGUCGUGUCUGCGAUCAGGGAAAAUCGUGCGAGUAGGUACGCAAUUGCAGUCAGUUUUGAUGUUCAGUUUUUAUC
Bufo gargarizans (Asiatic toad) is the source of this 9363-nucleotide messenger RNA. RefSeq names its product StAR related lipid transfer domain containing 9 (gene STARD9). The coding region runs from base 125 to 9241 and encodes 3038 amino acids. The transcript is spliced from 36 exons. Gene Ontology annotation, molecular function: microtubule motor activity; ATP binding; microtubule binding. The record is from RefSeq and is a predicted model, not a curated record. NCBI's taxonomy places the organism in Eukaryota, Metazoa, Chordata, Amphibia, Anura, Bufonidae. Gene Ontology annotation, biological process: microtubule-based movement.